AAGCAAAAGAGAAAGAAAUUGAAAACAUUCUCCAUAUCCUAGAGUGUAGUUAAAUGGAUUUGUUGAAACAAUUUAUCUGAUGAAAAAGAAUUAUGUUAUUGCAGGAAGGACUACUCUCAAAAUCAGAAUUCUGAUUAUAGGAUUUUGUUUAGAGGGUGAAAAUAGAGCUUUGAUCUAUGAGUUCAUGCCAAAUGGAUCUCUAGACAAGUUCAUCUUCAAAGAAAGCACUUUAGAGGACAAUCAACACUUGGGAUGGGAAAGGCUAUAUAGUAUUGCAAUUGGAAUAGCUCAAGGGCUUGAGUACUUGCACCAUAGAUGCAAUACAAGGAUUUUGCAUUUGGACAUAAAACCUCAAAACAUUCUUCUUGAUGAAGAAUUUUGUCCGAAGAUUUCUGAUUUUGGGCUAUCAAAACUAUGCACUAGAAAAGACAGUAUUGUGUCAAUGUUAGAGGCUAGAGGAACAAUUGGGUAUAUAGCUCCAGAGGUUUUUUGUAGAAACUUUGGCCCUGUUUCACACAAAUCAGACAUCUAUAGUUAUGGAAUGAUGGUUCUUGAAAUGGUUGGGGGAACGAACAGUGGAGAAAGUGCUAGUAGUGACUAUUUUCCUGAUUGGAUUUAUCGGCAUCUAGAACUGGUGGAAGAACUACAAGGUCUGAGGUCGAAAGUAGAAACUGACAUUGAAAAAAAGAUGAUAUUGGUGGGGCUGUGGUCCAUACAAACAAACCCUUUCGAUAGGCCAUCAAUAAAGAAGGUGAUUGAGAUGUUGGAAGGAAGUGUAGAAGCCUUGGCAAUUCCACCUAGGCCUUUUCUUUCUUCUCCUCCAAGAACUUUGCCUGAUUUUGUUGCCACAUCAAGUUCGAAUACUGUAUCAUUGGUAGAUUAAUUUGUGUACCUCUGGUUUAUCUUUUGUGUCCACCAAAAAGAAUUUGUAUUAUUAUUAAUACUACAAGGCUCAAGGAUACUUCAAGUUAAGUUGACAUAUUAGUUUUCCCUGUAUUUGGUCUGAGUGAGUUAUUGGCCCAUGACAUUAGAAGUAUAGGAUAAUGCAAUAAAUAUCCAUAGUGGGG
Molecule: messenger RNA, 1067 nt
Organism: Rubroshorea leprosula
Lineage: Eukaryota; Viridiplantae; Streptophyta; Magnoliopsida; Malvales; Dipterocarpaceae
Source: the annotation of a GenBank genome assembly